CUUUGUCCCUUAGUGAUGACCUUAGCGCCGUUGCCAAGAUGGCGCUGUCCAGGCUGGGCUGUUGCCGGGGAGAUUUGCACGGCGGGCUCCUGGGCUUAGGGCCCGUAACCGUCUCCGCCAACUGCCUGCGCCGGGUUCUGCGCGCUCCCGAGCCGGCCCCCGCCUGGAGGGCGCUGAGGCACCCAGCAUGCUGCCUCUCUACAAAGACAAACCCAACCCUCCUUGCUGCUGUCAUAUCACAAUUCAAAUAUGCCAAUGGGAAAUAUGAGAGCUUUUUGGAAAGGACAUUCCCCCGCUUCUAUUCAUUAUAUUCAACUUUUCUGAAAGGAUUUCGGACAUUGUUUUCGGAAGCAAAAGAAAUAAGAAGAAUAAAGUUAAACAUGUCCCUUCAAAAGAUCGAUUUUCGUCAGCUUCCAUACAGGGAGAUGGAAAGAUUAAGACAGUUUCGCAGGGACCUGAUCAAGGCCAUUCCUAUUGGGCUUCUCUCCCUUCCACCUUUUGCCAACUACUUCGUCUUUUUGCUGAUGUACUUGUUCCCAAGGCAACUGUUGAUACGCCACUUCUGGACCCCAAAGCAGCAGUUUGAGUUUCUGAACAUUUAUCAUGGUAUGCGAAGAGAGGUGUAUCCAGAACUCAUUGAUGGCUUAGAGCAGGUGACUCGUUUUGUAGCAGAUCAGCAGCUCCGAAGUCAGAUGCAAGAGCUCUGCACCCAGGUGCAGAGCGGUUCCCAUCCAGAGCUUGCGAAACUUGUGGCCGUGAGAAGCUUGUUUACGGGACAUCCCCUGGGCCUGCAAAGGCUGCGCGUUUGGCAAGUGAAAGCCUUGAGCCGUAUCCUGUUCCUGACUCCUCACUUGCCCAUCUUCUUCCUGAGAUACCGGCUGCGGAGCCAUAUGUUGGAGCUACAGCAUCUGGACCGAGCCAUGCUGAAGCUGGGAGUGAGCGAACUAACUGAAGAGGAAGUGAAAAUGGCUUGUUACGUCCGGGGCCUGAACUCCACCCACCUCAGCCUAUUGGAAUGCCAAAAAUGGCUGAAGCAGUGGGUGCAGCUCUCCUGUGAACUGAAAGAUUCGGAGGUCUCGCUCUUGGCACACAGCAUGGUCUUAAUGUCCACCAACUACCUCGGGGCCAAGGAGUGAUGGCACUGGCACCGACUUCAACUGUCGACCUAUUUCUAGUGCUGGUGGUUGCAGCAGGGUAGAGUUUUUUUGCUUGCAUUGCAGGAGAGGGGCUGGACUUUAGCGAGAAACACCUUGCUUUUUGCCUGCCGAUCCACCUCUAAACAAUACAGCAUCAAAGAGUAAAACCCUUCCCCAGCCCUACCAGAGAUGAGUUGCAAGCUUAUUUACCUUAGACACAUCGUCAUGUCCCUGAGAGCAAGAACCUGCUGGGGCUCCCAGACGCUAGGUGGUAGAUUCCAUGGUUUUUGAAUGUGUAAGACUGGCCCUUGCUGGGGUUGGGAGUGAUUCUGCAAUUCUGAGCCAUGCAGAUGUCCAUGCUCUUCCCUGUCAUUUUCCAAGAGACCAUGUUGGCACAUAGCAAAGCCAGGGCUCCUGGCUAUUAUAGCAUCAAACUGUGGCACUUUAAAUGUAAUCCUGUCCAGUGGAGAAAGCUAGUCUCCCCUGGAUUUGUAAGCUUCCCCUGGGAGGCUCCCACUGGUAACUUUCAGCAGUGGGCAUUAGCCAGCUAGGUUCCUUGUUCUCCAGGACCUGUGAAGAGACACCUGUCUGGAGCAGUGCUCUGUGUUGUUUUUCCUGUUAAUUUGUUAAGCUUUAUUUACUAUGUUGUUUUAGGAAUAAGGUGAAUUUUACUAGGAGGGGUUGUGAGGGAGCACCCUAGUUGCCUGGGGCUUAGUAAGUGACCUUGCCCCUUCCGCCAGUGAUAUGCCUUAAUGUUGAGGUUCCAUGUAUUUGUUGUCUUUUUAGUUCAUAGCAGCACCCUGUUAAUGCUUGAACUGUGGCUGUUCCUCUCUGCCCUAGCUGACUGCCGGAACCGGAAAAAGAUACAGGCCAGAUGGGAACAGUUCCCACUUUCAAACUUGGCUCCGCUGUAAGUUAGCUUGAUUUUCAGUUUCCGAGCAUCUGCAGUUUCCCCUGAAAUCAGUAGGAGCUGAGUUCAGGUCACUUUGUAUGGGUACCCCAAUCUGAAAAUGCUGGUCUAGAGCCUAUUGCCAUAGAAAUAAAUGCUAAACAGCACUUACCUGUUAAGGACAAAGUCUCAGCUUCAUUUUGUCAAUGAAGCGAUUUAAGUUCUGCCUAAUCAGUUUUUAGACCUGAACUUUCUGCUCAGGUGAGGAUUUGGGAGCCAGAAGUUUGGUCAACAGGAACUACAUCCCUGUGCACCUGAAUGUCUCGUGGCAGAGGCUGCAAGUUGAGUUUAAGGGAUUUUUAAAAAAAAAAAGUUACUUAUAACUAGUGUCUUAAGUUAUUUAUGGCAGUAAAAAUGCAGAAAUGUCUGUCUUAAAUCUGUGGUAUCCUUACAUAAAUAUUCCAUUAAAGACAACAGCUAAGGAAAA
Molecule: messenger RNA, 2512 nt
Organism: Dermochelys coriacea (leatherback sea turtle)
Lineage: Eukaryota; Metazoa; Chordata; Testudines; Dermochelyidae
Gene: LETMD1
Product: LETM1 domain containing 1
Biological process (GO): intracellular monoatomic cation homeostasis
Cellular component (GO): mitochondrial inner membrane
Molecular function (GO): ribosome binding
Source: RefSeq, a predicted model, not a curated record